CAUUCAAACGUCCGCCCCGUCUGGUGUCCCGGCUGCGCUGCUCCUCCUUUGGCUCGCACCCAUCUGGGCUUCCCGAAAGCAUGUCUGUCUUGGACAUGAUUAAAGAGUUUAGGAGGAAUUGGCGUGCUCUCUGUUCCUCUGAAAGAACGACUUUAUGUGGUCCAGACUCCAUGCUCCUGGCGCUGCAGCUUUCCAUGGCCGAGAACAACAAGCAGCACAGUGGAGAAUUUACAGUCUCUCUCAGUGACGUCUUACUGACAUGGAAAUACUUCUUACAUGAAAAACUGAGCUUGCCCACUGAGAGCAUGAAAGCGGUUGACCACUAUGAAGACAUUAAGAAAGCAUACGAUGAUUUCUUGAAGAAUAGUAAUAUGCUAGAUCUGAUUGAUGUCUAUAAGAAAUGUAGCAACUUGGCCUCCAGCUGUGAGAAUACCAUGAUAUCCUCUAGCCAGCUGCGGGACUUUCUGUCUGGCACCCAGUGCGCAGUACACGAUGAGAGUAGUCCUCAGGUACCUGCAUCCCCAGUGAAGCACAGCCGGGAAGAUGAGCAGGUACGGAUACUGGUGAAGAAAAUUUUCUUUUCCUAUUUGGGCCUGCUAGUGAAUUCAAAGAAUGACUUGGCUCUGGCUCAGGUUCUCAACAUCCCUGAUCGAGGACUGGGGAGAGAGGCCUUCACCACCUUGAAGCAUGCUGCUCGAGAGAAACAGCUGUCCAUGUUUUUGAUGGCCACCUCGUUUAUUAGAACACUAGAGCUUGGGGGGAAGGGAUAUGCCCCGUCCCCAUCCGAUCCUCUGCGGGCACAUGUAAAAGGGCUAUCUGACUUCAUCAAUUUCAUUGACAAGUUGGAUGAAAUUCUUGGAGAAAUAAGAAAUCCAAGCCUGGCAGGGGGCCGGAUAUUGUCGGUGCUGAAGAUGCAGCUGACCAAAGGCCACAACAGUGGAGAUCCUUUCUACAAAGCUGUAGAGGAAGUUGUUCGGGAUUUGGAUCUGAGGAUUAAAAAUAUUAUCAGUUCUCAAGAAGGCGAAGCCGUCAGCACCACCGGAGUCAGUCCUGCAGCGCCAAAAUCUUUUGCCAUAAACCAUGACACUGCAUACUGCGGCAGAGAUGCUGUGAAAAUUUUGCUGAUUCUUUUGGAUGAAGACGCGGCCAGUGCUCCAACCAGAAACAGAGCAGAACUUUUAUAUAACGAUGAGAGCGCAGUGCCACACAGCGGGGCUUCUUUUCUCACGCUCUUCAGGUCUCCCACACAAGUAGAUAAUACAUCAAUUAAACCCCUCAGAGAGCGAAUCCGUAAGUCAGUGCAAGCAGAAAAAGUUAAGAUGAGGCAGACCUUAAUUAGAUCACAGUUUGCUUGUACUUAUAAAGACGACUGCACAAUGGGCAAGAACAGAUGGAACGGUAAUUUAUCAUCAGAGCCGGCUCAUGCUCUGCGCUUGGAAAAUGAUGUUUCUGGUGCCCUUUCCUCUGUUGGAAAAGAAAGAAUUGAAACAAGUUCGGAAAGUGUGCAUCAGGACAGAAGUAAAGAUGACAAAAAACCUAGAAAACCUACAGAAAAUAAAGUACCCAAAAGGAAGCAGGUGGAUCUAGACAGCGACAGCGUCCCCUGUGAUAAUAGAAAUGAACCGUACCAACAUAAACUUGUUAAGUUCCCGAAAGUACCCAGUGACUCACACAGUAAGGCUGGCAGCAAAGCAGCCCACGGAGCAAAAGGCAAUAGGGGCACUGCCAAGGUCAAACUGAUUCCUGGCCAGACCAAGUUAACUCAGUUUUUUAGGCUAUGAUUUUGUCAUCUGUGUGCUUUAGAUUUGUGUACAGAACACCAUUCACCAAAGCCAUGAGCUAACUUUUAAAUAUCAUGAUGUAAAUUCUGAUGCUUUAUUAUUUUGACAGAUGUAUGAGAGGCGCACAUGUUAACCGCUGUCCAAAAAUACCAGCAAGUCAGAAUUAUGCAGGAAUUUCAUAAAGUUUAAUGCACAAGUCAAAGCAUAUCAUGUAGGUUAUUACGUCUUAACUAUUUUAAAAGACAUUUAGGAUAAUGCACAGGUCACAUCAACACUAAGGGCUUCUCUCUCCCCUUGCAAUGAAUUGCAUUCUUCCGGAAGGACGGCGUGGACCAGCAGGACUCAGACUUGCCAGCAGGGCCGGUAGACUCUCCCCAGCAUACACCUGAGCACUGAGAGGGAACAAAUGAGCGCAGUUACCACACAGAAUGAAGAAAAGUUGUGGAGCUGUUUUAAUAAAUUCGGAAUAAAUCAAACCACAAUUAUGAUUUUUAGGAAUUUCCCAUUUUGACAGGGUCACCUGAACCCGUGUUCCUACUACACUUUGAUAUGGUCAGAUCCAAGUCAGUUAAGCUCAGAUCGCUUUUUAUAGAAUUAAAAUGUAGGAAUUGAAGUUUUAAAAAGCUACUCACUGUCAAAAUCUCUCCUUCCUAUGGGAAAUUUAGCUGAGUUUUCUUCAUCCCCAAUUUCUCUCUUUUCUUGUGUUGACUCAGAAUUCUGAACUCCAUUCUCAGCUGGAAAAGCUACUGAUCCUUUCAGAGCGAGAUAAGGUUUUAUAGCCAGAUUCAGUGGCAGACCAUGACUUAGGAGAUUCUGUUUGGAGCCUGGGUUCUGUAAAGAGAAGGUUGGUUUGUGUUCCAGCUGUCGUCUUGAGCACAGACAAGCUAAAGUACCGUUGCCCAGCAUGCCUGCGGGUCAGUUCUAAGGUGCUCUACACUGUUUUUCACUUCUAAAAUAUCCUCGAUACAAGAAACACAGUUUUGAUAAGAUGGGGAGGUACCUGGUCUGUGUGAAAUGGUACUAGUCAUCUGAACGCAAACUGUGAGUCUGUCGGCAGUAUUCCCAUUUAUAAAAUUAAAACACCAAGUUUAAAAGUCAUUUUCCUUCCUAUGGUAAUAAAGUCAGACUGCAUGGACUUACCUUUGAAUUCUUGUUCUCGUCGUCGCUCAGGAAGCCGCUGUCGUCGUUUUUAUAUUGUUCCAGUGAGGGAGCCACAACCGAUCUUUCUGCAGCAUCUUCCUUCUGGAAGGCUUUCCCCAUCCUAAAUGUAUUAAAUACCACGUCGUCUUCUAAAUUUCUUAUGGACUUGGAAGCUGAAAGUAAAAUACCUUGAGAAAACAAAGACACAAUCAGCAUUAAUAUGUAGGAAGAGAGACUCAUUUUUGCCGUCCUUAGUUUGAUGCUAGCCUAAGGCGAAGCAAGAACGUGUAAAAUGAAAAAUUUCGCACUUUGACAGUGGCUGAUGCCCUGCCUUUAUAUGUUUUCUGCUUGAAUAGAAAACACUUGAAGGACUUAUCUUUUCAUCAUUUGGAAGUGACUCAUUGCGGAGGGCCUAGCCUUUUGUAAAGCUGCUAAUGCCUGAUUGCUUGGGUUUUAGUGCCCUGUUGUUUAUUUUGUGUGUGAAUUUUCUCAGAAUCUGAUUAAGGCCUUUGAUAGAAGGCUUUCUGUUGAGUAGAUUAUAGGCUCUCGAAAGUGGGUUGUUAUUAAGGAAGACCACGGGACACCAGGCUCUGUUAAUAAGACUGUUUCCUUCUUUGUGGUUUCCGAUUAAGCUAUUAAAACACAAGUUACUUCAUUCACGGAUGAUAAGGAUAAAGUUUUAUGCUCUUUUAAUCCUUCUUAAAUAGAAGUUAUCUCCAGAAGAGUUUUAUUUUAUAAAUACUUGAUAUGAUCUUUUGUGUUCUAAAGUACAUACACUUGUCAGUAUUAACAAAAUAAACAAACCCAAAACCUCUUCACUUCAUCCAAAACUCAUCUGUCUGGUGUUUCAUCUCAGUUCCAAGAGGACAAUAAAUAUUUAUUAGUGAAUUUAGUAACUAAAUGAUAAAAAGUCUAUGAAAAAAUAUUGAUGGCUUCCAUAGAGAUUAAUUUUAGAAGUUUUAUGCUUUUGCUUUGUUUCUUAUUUAUUGAGACUGGGUCUUGCAUUGUAGCCCUGGCUAGAUUUAAAUCUAUGGCAAUCCUCCUGCCUCACCCUAACAAAGUCUGGGAUUGCAGGUAGGUACUAUGCUACCACAGUGAGCUUAGAAAUUGUUUCUUUUAAUCACACGCUUCAGACUUAAUUUGUAAGAUUUUAGUACAUUCUCAUGCAAGUCUUUGUGUGUGCGUGUGUGUGUGUAGUCUCUAGGCCAUAGUAUAUGUCUGUGUUGGGUUUUAGAAAUGCUUUUGUUUAACAGGGCACAAGAACCUGUUGCCCCUUGUUUGACCCUGACAGUAUUUGAGUAUCUCCUUAUGCUUUGGGGCUUUUCUCUUACCUGUUGUUCUAUGUGUCCUCUUCCCUCCUCCUGAGCUUUGAACCUGGGGUUGCAUGUGCUGGCCACAUGCUCUGUCACUGAGCGGUAUCUAUCUCUAACCCUUCUAGUUUUCGUUCUUUAGGUGGUGUGGCCCUGUUUAUCAGCAGGGCCUUGAACUGGAGUCGAGGCAGGCCUUGAAUUGUCAAUCCUUCUUAGCAUUCAGAGCUGCUAGAAGGGCUGCCCGACUUUGCUAUC
Molecule: messenger RNA, 4486 nt
Organism: Alexandromys fortis (reed vole)
Lineage: Eukaryota; Metazoa; Chordata; Mammalia; Rodentia; Cricetidae
Gene: Parpbp
Product: PARP1 binding protein
Exons: 11
Coding region: 81-1781 (566 amino acids)
Biological process (GO): negative regulation of double-strand break repair via homologous recombination
Cellular component (GO): chromatin
Source: RefSeq, a predicted model, not a curated record